Molecule: messenger RNA, 1550 nt
Organism: Saccostrea echinata
Lineage: Eukaryota; Metazoa; Mollusca; Bivalvia; Ostreida; Ostreidae
Exons: 2
Coding region: 1-1536 (511 amino acids)
Source: RefSeq, a predicted model, not a curated record
AUGGUGCCUUGCUGGCUUUUCUUGUUUCUUCUAUUUAAUUCUAGUGCAAGAGAAAUAGAUGGCGAUAAUGGCCAGGAGAAAAUUACAGAAUCCUGGAGCUGUAAAGAGGAAAUGUCUCAGAUGGCUCCAAUUUGUUACUGCGAUUCUGACUGUGUUUUCUAUAGAGACUGCUGUGGUGACGUAACAGACUCUUCUUACAGCGCUCUCAGCUUAAACCCAAAACGGGAAUGUCAACGUAUUGCUCCCAAAAAUUUCCCCUCAUUCUGGACUGUAACAUCCUGUCCGGGAAGAGAAGCUUUCAAAAGAGACGCCAUAUCUCUACCUGUUGUUAGUGAGGACGGAACCGUGUUUGCUGACGACAAUAUUGCGCAAUGUAAUAAUGUUUCGUCUUUCUUGCCCAUGGAUAUCUAUGUCAUUCUUCGCUAUGAUCUUUGUGAUGUUGAUUUGACAUUUUCGUCUCUUAAGAAACCAUUAAUGAAUCUCGUCAUGUCUAUCGUAAAAUCAAAUUGCAGAUUCAUAUUUUCUCCUAAAAGUGACAGUCGCGCAUUCCCAAGACUUUGUGUGGAUUUGCGACAAGAAGAGAUGGCAAAAGACUUCAGUAGCAAAUGUAACAAUUACAUGAGGCCAGAAAAGAUAUCCUCCGUGAUUUAUAGAAAUGCACACUGUUUCGAGGACAUGCAUGGUUAUCCGAUGCCAGAAAAUGCUACAGAUAUGGGUAUUAUUUAUAAAAAGCUUGUUGAAAUCGGAACAUCUCUUUACAUAGGAUUCAUGGAUAGUUCCAGUAAUCACUCGUACCAAGAUAAGUCGAUUUGCCCAUACAAAUUUAGAGAUCACUGUCAUACACGGUUAAUAAGAAACUGGAAUCAACCUUUAGAAAUGGAGGUCGAUUCAUUAUUUCCCAUUGAUGAAUAUCACAUAAAAUACAGCAGUAUCUACUUUGUCUACAACCUUCUUCAGAAUAAUGUUAAUUUAACAUUGGCAGAGAGGGUUAAUAUUGACAGGAUUAGAUGGAAAAGUUCCAGAUGCCAGACUAUGGUCAUCACCAUGUCUGUAAAGAGCACCGGAGACCUGAGCGAAGAAGAUUACAACAGAGUGAUUACUUUUAUCAACUUGUUCAAGUUGUCUUCAUUUAGUAGCUUAAUAAGGAUGGGAGCCAAUGAAUCUUCCAGUAAAAUAACCACCUCAUUGUGUACAAAUCCCUCGAAAAGGAGGGAAAUACUGCAAAGAACUAGGGUACAUUCAUUUACGAUAGUGUAUAUUUUACGCAUAAUGAAAUUCCUCGGUAAUGCUGAUGAGAUAAAUACUUACUGUCAGAAUUUACUUGUUGAGAGCAAAGAAAGAUUGAACAGAAAGUACGUAGAUGUAUAUUUGACGAAGUGGAGCUGCUUGAGAAACCCCAGCACUGACACGACUUCCGCCGGAAAUUACGACCCUCAGUCUGUGUAUAUCACAAUAACCGUGCUAGCCGUCAGUGGAAUAGUGAUCUUUGUCCUUUAUUUCACAUCACUUAAGGACGCCAAUGUGCUAGAUAGAUGACAUCUUCAAAUUUC